CUCAAGGCGUUAUUUGCUCAAUGUUAAACCUAGCGCUGUCUGAGCGAACACUCGCCGAGUCUUUCAUGUUUGGUAUGAGGUUCUGAGUGUUACUAUUUCACCUUGAAUGUUACUUGUAACUCAUCUAGUGUGUUGAUUAUUUAUAACUAAUUACUAUAUAGAAGGCCGUGCCGAGUGUUGUUUCCUAACAUGUGACAUCGCAAGAAGAUUCUCCUGUGUUUACAAAAGUGUCCUAAAUUUUCUGUUAUGUUUAUCAGUAUCCUAUAAAAUAAUUGCAUUUCUGAUUGAAAUCAUGAAGUAUGGUUAUGAAAAAAUACGUGCGCGAAAUCGUACCUCGAAAAUGGUGUCUGAAAGUACGUUUCGUCUUUGUGUACUAACCUUAUCAGUCUUGUCGCCAUUCGUCGUCAUUGUUUUUGUGCUCACCAACGCGUUCGCAUCAGCUGAUACAGUCAAUGCUGCCAACUCACCAGGCCCCAGAGCCGUACCAACUUUACAACAACUAUUCAUCUUGGCGCGACAUGGGAACCGCGGACCAAUCGUUACCUUUCCCACGUUCCCGUACCAGAGCAAUAAUACCGAUGUGUGGCCUUAUGGCGAGGGGCAGCUUACCAACAGAGGCCGAGUCCAAAUGUAUAAUUUAGGAAUGAAAUUUCGCUCCUUGUAUGAUGGGUUUCUGGACGAACACUUUCGCCAAGAAGACAUGCUGGCGCAAAGCACACUGGUCGACAGGACCAUGAUGAGCGCUGCACAGUUUCUGGCGGGUCUGUAUCCUCCCAAGGGCUUCCAAGUGUGGAAUAAGGACCUCAUGUGGCAGCCAAUCCCCAUAUUCAUCACCGAAAAGGACCAUACUAUGAUGGUUCCAAUAUCCAGUUCACAAACCUGUCCUCGUUUUCGUCAACUCCAGAACGAGUCGUUAAUCAAAUAUAAGAACGAGCACGGAUCAGAUAUACUAGCUUUUCUACAGAAAGUUCAGCCCUACACAGGGAUCACCAUUGAUCCAAAGUCCCCAACAGCUGCAAUGAACCAUAUUUGGGAGUCGUUCUUCUGUGCGGAUAAUGAAGGACUGACUCUGCCCGCCUGGACGAAGUCUGUGUAUCCCGAACCUAUGAUUAGCAUCUAUGACGAGAUAUACAAGGCCUAUACUAUUGCUACGGACACAAUGAUUCGGCUUCUGCAAGGCCAGCUGUUCCAAGAGAUCAUUGGAUUCAUGGGAGCCAAGAUUAAUGGUACAUUAGAGCCAAACAGACGACUUUACUUCUACUCUGGCCACGAUAAUACCAUCAAGACAGUUUUUGGGAUGUUGGGCCUUGGAGACUUUGGAGGGAUCGCGAAAACUGGUUCUGCUCUGAUCCUGGAACUACACAGUGGUCCACAGGAAGGCCAACACCAUGUUCAGGUGCUGUACAUAGACGGCGGAUCUAAGGACUUGGAACCUUCCUUUGUCAACAUACCAGGCUGCGACUUUCCCUGUGAUUUUCAGUUGCUCUCUAAAAUGACUGAAAAAUAUUACAAUAUUACAGAUUAUGAAAGUGAAUGUCAAAUUAGUCCAUGAAUAAAAUUUUAAGUAGUACAA
This is a messenger RNA of Homalodisca vitripennis (glassy-winged sharpshooter), 1573 nucleotides long. RefSeq names its product prostatic acid phosphatase-like. The transcript has 7 exons. Lineage: Eukaryota; Metazoa; Arthropoda; Insecta; Hemiptera; Cicadellidae. Gene Ontology annotation, molecular function: phosphatase activity. Gene Ontology annotation, biological process: dephosphorylation. The record is from RefSeq and is a predicted model, not a curated record. The coding region runs from base 293 to 1552 and encodes 419 amino acids.